CCUUCACCAGCCGCGGCGACGUGCACCGACAGACCGCCAGCAAGCUGUUCGUCUGCCCGCCGGAGCUGGUGACGUCGGAGCAGCGACAGGCGGGCAAGAGAGUGAACUUCGGGUUGGUGUACGGCAUGGGUGACAAGAAGCUGGCUCGGGACGUGGGCAUUGGAGAGGAGAAGGCGCGGGAGUUCAUUAACGCCUUCAACGACCUCUUCGCCACCAUGCGCUCAAAGAUGAACGCCAUGAAAGCCGAAGCCUUCCUCACCGGCUUCGCGACCUCGCUGCACGGCCGCCGGCGCUCCUUCCGAGGCGCCUGGCAGCAUUGGCGGUUGCGGGAGCUGGAGCAAACAGCGGUGGAGGCGUUGGAGAUGCGACGUCGUCACAAUCGGCUGAUGGUUAUGCAGCAGCAGCAGC
Astrephomene gubernaculifera is the source of this 408-nucleotide messenger RNA. NCBI's taxonomy places the organism in Eukaryota, Viridiplantae, Chlorophyta, Chlorophyceae, Chlamydomonadales, Astrephomenaceae. The record is from the annotation of a GenBank genome assembly.